Molecule: messenger RNA, 918 nt
Organism: Rotaria sp. Silwood2
Lineage: Eukaryota; Metazoa; Rotifera; Eurotatoria; Philodinida; Philodinidae
Source: the annotation of a GenBank genome assembly
AUGCUUUCAUCAAAUGCUACUUCAACUCCUGCUCCUACCUCACUAGACAUUGCCCAAUAUCAAUUUAUUUUACGAUUAGUCGUGAAUACAUUAGGUUUAACAAUACUCAUCACUGGUGUUCUAGGCAAUAUAAUCAAUAUUAUCACCUUUACCACAUUGGGUUACUAUAGGCAAAAUGCCUGUUGUCUCUAUAUUAUCUCAAGAUCGAUAUUCGACGAAUUUGUUCUCAUUUUCGGUCUUGGAACACGCAUUCUUAGUCAAGGUUUUCAAAUUGAUUUUACAGCGACAAGUAAUGUUUGGUGUAAAUUACGCGUUCCUAUCAUUUACAUCAAUACUCUUAGUUCAUAUACUUUUCUGUGUCUACAAUCAAUUGAUGCAUUCUUAGUCACAUCUCUAUCAACAUCCUUACGACAAAGAAGCAAUGUGCGAACAGCUCGUUAUCUACUUCUCAGCUUUCUAUUUCUUUGGAUAGUCGAAGAAUUACCGUAUUUGUUCUUUCAAGAGCUUAUCACUAGUUCUGGUGGAAGCAAACCGACAUGUGUAACAGUAAAUAUAGUCUAUGCUAAAUAUCGUACUUAUUUCGUAUAUCUAUUUUUAACUACAAUUGUUCCACUCAUUGUAAUAAUUGUAUUUGAUCUUUUAACUUAUCAACAUCUUCAUAUACACUCGACACAACAACGACGUCGUUUACUUUCGAUUCUAACGAGACAAAUGACAACAAUGACUUUAUUUCAUAUUGCUCCUGUAAUUUUAUUUCAAGCUCCAUUUGCUGUUUCACAAUGUUAUUUUCUUACAGUGGGUAUUAGUAAGGAGCCUAUCCGUGCAGCACAAGAACAAAUAGUUCAACAAUUUUCUAAUGUUCUAGGCUAUGGAAUAUAUGCAGUAAGAGAUCUCGUCUCAAAUGCUAAAAACAUAUGA